AUGCACGACAUCUUCAUGGGGGCCGUCGGUGUGGAUGCCUUUUUCGUGCUAUCUUCGUUCCUGUUGACCAUGAUUUUUAUGAAGAAAAGCAGCAAGAUGAUAGCCGAGGCAGCAUCGUAUCGGAAGUGGGGGUUCACGCUGAUCGACUACUUUUCGAAACGUUUCUUUCGGGUGUACCCCCUUUUCGCUGUCUUGUCAAUCGCGCUGUGGCUGAUGCCAUUCGAGUACAAGAAGCAGUACUAUUUGGUGAAGAAGCCCGAGGACUUUAACUUGUUCCAAACUCUCACUUUUCACCCGGAACAUCGACACUAUUUGCUGUGGACUCUACCCCUUGAGAUCUCGUACUACUUCAUCCUACCCGCGUUCGUUCUCGCUGUACUCAAGAUUGGGCGGUUCUGGUGGUUGUCCUUCAUCCCGCUCUACGCCUGGGUCUUCCACGAGGGUCUAUACACGAUUCGAGAUAAUUUCUAUCGUCAACCUCUAAGCGCGCAUCUUCCGACGUUUGUUGCGGGCUCGAUGGCUGCUGUCAUUUUCGUAAAGACGGACAUGUGGAUCAAGUCUAGCGGCUUCAAAUUCCUCACUCUACAUGUUAUCGCACUUCGAAUUGCAGAAGCCGUUCUGAUUGCUGCCUACCUUAGUGUUGUUUUCCGCGGUUUGUUCUUCAACUGGCUGGGAAUGCCACUACCGCCUGACACUCGGUACAUCAUGCCGUUCACGAGCGUCAAGUUGUCACUAUUGAUUGUUAUCGAGAUGAUUCGGCCGUCAAUUGUAGCUGAAAUCUUCGAGUGGGUGGUGCUUCGCUACUUAGGCAAGAUCAGUUUCUCCGUCUAUCUGCUGCACGUGUUCGUCAUCUUCACCAAGCCCAUCAAGUACCAAGCCAACUACUACGAUAGGACCUUCUCCAUCUUUGCUCUGGUGAUUAUGCUUGCGACCAUUUCGUACCAUGUAGUGGAAUACCCGUCACAGCUGUUGGCGCAGAGCAUUUCUCGCAAGCUAGCAAGCCUCUCCGCUGAGGAACACGAGAAGGUAGCCGAACACAGUGACACUGACAUCGAAGAAGGAGAAUCAGCUAAAGCUGAUGAACGCUUACUGCACGGCAAGAGCGCUACAGCGUUGGCUUAA
Molecule: messenger RNA, 1122 nt
Organism: Phytophthora infestans T30-4
Lineage: Eukaryota; Oomycota; Peronosporomycetes; Peronosporales; Peronosporaceae
Product: acyltransferase family
Exons: 1
Coding region: 1-1122 (373 amino acids)
Biological process (GO): polysaccharide biosynthetic process
Cellular component (GO): membrane
Molecular function (GO): acyltransferase activity, transferring groups other than amino-acyl groups
Source: RefSeq, a predicted model, not a curated record